GGCUUCCGCGCCGAUGCCGUGGGCGUGUGGUGGAUGCGCAGGCCUCCAGAAGAUAAUCUCCACGGGAAGCUAUACCUGGACGCUACGGCUGUGGAGCCCAGCUGUGGCUCCCUGCGCCGCGCAGGGUGGUCCAUGGUACAAGGCGAUGAUAGCGGCAACCUGAUAUCGGGAGUCUACGGCUCGGUCAGGCGCGACCUCUGCCCCCGGCAGACGGCCGAGGGCGGCGAGGACCUCGCGGUAUGGAUGCGGCUCAAUUAUGCUGGGCCAGUGGUGGAGGAGGUCAAUGCCGACUGCAGCUUCAUUGUUUCCUGCAUCAGGAAGGGGCGCGCGCAUGCCGCGGCGCCCGACAUUCCCGACGCGCACCUCUGGGGCAGGAUCCACGCCGCCUUCGAGCCAGGGGCCUUCGCCGUGCGGAAGGUGCCAGCACGCUGCAGCAGGCGGGCGGCGCUGGGUGGGCCCCUCGCUAGAGCUCAGCGCCGAGGCAAAGAGUGCGCCGACCGCCUCGCCAAGCUGGGCGCCAGGCUCCGCGCGGUGGGCGACCCGGCCAUGGGCGAGCGCCGCGCGCCGGCGGAGGUGGUCCACGAGCUGGCACGCUGGAUCGGGCAGGCCACAGUCAUCUGGCAGGGGGUCGCCGCCAAGGACAGCGAGGGCCCACCUGGCGCCGAAGAGUGCCGCCGAGUGCGGUUCGAGGAGCCCUCUCCGCCGCGGCUGCCUGGGCGACGGGGUUCUGGCGGGCCCGAGGCCAAGUGGCCGCGCCUCGCGAGCGCUCGCGCCGCGGCCAAGGGCUGCGCGGCAGCAGUCGGCGCGGGCGCGGAGCUGGUGGCGUGCUCCAAGUUCCUUGCCUACGCGGUGCUGGGCGGCCGCUCUGGGGCGAAGCCGCGCCUCGAGGAAGCCUGCGUCGGGGGCGAGGCCGACGAGAGCGGGCGCAGCCAGAGGGGCCUCCGGGCCCGCUGGCUCCAUCCUGGGGGGCGGCCGAGGCAGUCCAAGCAGCGGCAGAAGGGCCAGGGCCCCCCCCGCUUGCGACUGCAGGGCGCCGUGCCCAAGGCCGCCCAGGAGCGCUACAUGCAAUGUCUCGGCACCCAG
Prorocentrum cordatum is the source of this 1083-nucleotide messenger RNA. Lineage: Eukaryota; Dinophyceae; Prorocentrales; Prorocentraceae. The record is from the annotation of a GenBank genome assembly.